Molecule: messenger RNA, 3170 nt
Organism: Biomphalaria glabrata
Lineage: Eukaryota; Metazoa; Mollusca; Gastropoda; Planorbidae
Product: reticulophagy regulator 3-like
Exons: 9
Coding region: 146-1549 (467 amino acids)
Biological process (GO): reticulophagy
Source: RefSeq, a predicted model, not a curated record
ACCCAUAGUUCUUGUUAAUUUUGAUGUAAACAACAAUAAACCUUAAGAAUGUCAUCGACGAUAUUAAGUUGUAGACUGAAAUAAUUUAAAUAUCUUGAGAAAUCUAAAUUUGUAAUAUUGAAAGAUUUCGUUCUGAAAGACAACCAUGACGAAUUCAAAUGUAAAUAAUGAAGAUGAAACAGUCAGAUGUUGGGAAAAGAAGUUAACAUUUUUUCUUGGUCCCUAUGAAACAGUUAUAAUGAAACUUCAAAGUCUGCUAGUCUGGGAAAAUCCAUUUAGAAGUGCUAUUCUCUUUACACUUUUCCACAUUAUAUUUUGGUUGAUAUGUACAACAUCAUCCAGGUUUUUCUUUUUAUUGAGUGUUUUUGUCAUGUGCACUGUGUGUAUUGAUACUUGGAAAAACAAAAUAUGGCCAGAAAUAAGAGUUCCCCCCACAGAGCCAGAAGACAGUGAUGGAUGGACUCCCAUUCAUCCUAGGCUGCUGAGCGUGCCUGAAAUUAGUCGUCACUUGAGUCAUUCAAUCAAUAUUGUUGUGACAUUUUUCAAAUCUGCACGGCAGUACAGGACUUCCCAUCCACUUGUUUUUUGUCUUGGGAAUACAGCUUUCUUCACUUUAACAGCACUUAUCGGUUAUUAUAUCUCAGGCUUUCUGUUACUUUAUGGUACUUUAAUAAGCUUAAUGUUGUGGCCUUCCAUGCUCUAUCAUUCCAUGCUGAGAAAGGUCUGUAGCUUACUGGAGCCAGGAUUUAUUUGGAUCAAAGGACAUUUUAGUAAAGCAAGCAGAACUGUAAUAACAUUUAGCAGAAGAAUACAUGAUUUCAGAACAAAGUUGUCAAAGUUGGCACCAGCCACUGAGACUGUGGAGGAUGAAGACUUUGUACCGCAGGUAAAUCCUGAUAUCAGUGAAGCCUUGGCUAAAGCCAUAACAGACAGUGAAGAUGAAGGAGGAAACUCUUCAAUACCUACUCCCCGACUUUCAAAAAAUCCUUCUUUUAGCACCAGUGAAGAUGAAGCUCCAGAAGUGGAUUUUGAUUUGAACAUCAACCAAAUGCCUUCUUUUGAUGAUUUAGAUAACACAGAUGAUGAACUAGGCUUACCAAAUGAAAAUAGCAACAACGUAUCUCAUAACAAACGUGGUCUACAUUUCACUACUUCCCAUUUUAAAGAAUCAGACUCUGAAGAUGAAGAGUCAUUAGACUUUUCAGACACCGCUCCACUUUCUGGUACCACUAAAUCAUCUAGUGGUCCACAAUUUGAACUGGCCAGCACAUUGGCAAGGACUAUCACCUCCAUGAUAGAGUCUGCAAUGAUUGGUGUCGGAGCCCUUGAUGACGGUCAGUCAGCAUCAUCAUCCAGUUUAAAUCCACGCACAGGAUCUAAAAUAACAUACACACGAACAGAAAAAGGGGAAAGCAUAGAUUUUCUGAAUCCAGAGCCUUCAAUUUCAGAGUCAGAUGAAGACAUGGAUGAGGAAGAAUCUCAGCACAUAGCUGAAAUUGAAAAAGAUUUUGACUUCUUGUCUGAACUGGAUCCAGAACAUGAGGAUUAACACAAUUAACAAUUGUAAGUUCCAUUUUUCAAACAAUUCAAUUUUUAUUGAUGAUUUGUACAUUUUACAAAUAGAUGCAACUUUUUUAAUAUAAAAAAAAUGAAAUUCCAAUCUAUUAAAUACUGCUGAACUAGAUUUUUUACUUCAGAGCUUCACAUUUUGUUUUUUUGUUUACUUAAUAAAGAGAGAAAUUAAUGUAAAAAAAAAUAUGCCAAAUUAGUGUUUAGAAUUUAAAAUCAACAGCAAAAAUGUUUUUAUUUUAAUUAAUUGAUUAUUUCUUGAAAGUAUUCAACUUCAUACAUUUUGUGAAAUUCAUUUUCUCUCAUUAUCAUUGAACUUGGUUCAUGAACUCACAAACGUGGCUGUGAAAUGACUUUCUUGUAUUUACUUUAUUCAUGUUGUAGACAAUUUGAUACACUAUUAUUUUUUUUGUGUGUGAUAUAUUUGUAUAGACAAAUGUACAUUUUUAUUUAAUUGGUUGUUUGAACUAGCAUACAAAGAGAUCCGUUUAUUAAAAAAAAUUCUUGGAUUUCAUCUUAGUUAAAUCCAUUUUUUUUGGUGGUAUUUGCGUGACAGAUAUUAUUUUCUGUUCUGAUAAUCAUACAAACUUUGGACACAUCAGCUGCAUGGAGAGGGGAGAAAUACUGUCCAUGCAACAUCAUUCCGACUAUAGGUAAUGCCCAGGCUUUCAUUUCAUAUCUUUGAGGAUCCAUGGUUGCUUCGUGACUGAAAGAGGUCAUUGCUAAUCAUAAUGUCAUUACAAUUUGGUUUAAAAUUGUCAAAUAGAAAGUCUUGCUCUAAACAGAGUGUCUAAUCUAGAGAACAAAAUAAACAAAUGAAUUUCUGAUUUCAUAUAAUAUGCAAAUGAAAAAGCUAAAUGGCAAUUUUAGAUACAUUGAAUUAAAAAGAAAACAGGUUAGACAUCUUUAUUAUCAUUUAUAAAUAUUAUUAUUAUUUAAUAUCCAGAUAUCUUAUGAUUAGGUUUUAGUUGUUCAGCUGUGAGCUAGUCGCUUGCUACCUAAAAGCACACCCUAAUGUAUCUGUUUGAUGUGAUGUUAGCUUGGUCUAGUUCAUCUCUUUUCAGUCGACUUUUGUCUGCAGCAUCUUCUAUUGUUUGUGACAUUGUAAUGUACUUUUUCAUUGUAAAAAGGUUUUUCUAAAAGUUAUAUUCUUAUUAUAGCCUUCAACCUGUAGGUUAGAUAAAAAAAGAGCUUAAAUUUAAAUGAAACCUAGUGAUCAAAAAUUGUAAAUGAUGCUCUUACACUUGCAGCAUUAUUUGGAGAAAUAAAAAUAUCUCUUUUUGUAAUAACCAGUGUAAUCUGUUAAUGCACAAAUUAGAAUUUUUAAAAAAUCCCAAUUUGUUAUUAAUAUUAGAUGUUAAUGAUAUUAAAAAAAAUGUAUAUCAUGUUUCUAAAAGAAAAUGCUAACAUGAUUAGCUGGUUAUUUUAGUUUCAAUUUCUUGCAGUUCAUUUUCUUUCUUUUUUAUUUAUAUGAAUACAUGUAAUCCUUUAAAAAAUUUAAAUAUAGAAUCUCACUGACCAAAGAAGUGUUCUUAAAUAUUGUCAGUAGAGAACUGUUUGGCUUACCUAAUGUACUUUAUGCAAUAAACACAUGACUUUAG